ACACAUGUUGCUGCAUCGGAUUGAGCCGUGUUUGAAAACGGUGAAGUGUACAAGUUUAGCCUGAGUGUGAGACAUGGCGUCUAGCCGUCUAGGCCUCCUGCGUCCGCUGCUCUGCUACAUCAGAAGCCCCGUUGUAAGCAGCGUGCGAGUGCCUCCUCUCACUCAACAUCUCUGCCCCCAUGUUGUCGUCUCUCCACUUUGUUCCAGCCGCCAUUACGCUACGAAGAAAAGCAAAGCAAAAGCGAAGAACCAGACGGCAAAAGUGAGCAUCAACGCCGCCCUGGUGGAGGACAUUAUCAGCCUGGACGAGGUGAAGGAGGACAUGGCUGCUGUGCUGGUUAUGCUGAAGGACGACUUCAGCCGCAACCUUGGGAUUAGAACCUCACCAGGCGCCUUGGAUCACAUCACGGUCAGCACCAAGGAUGGAAAAUUCCCUCUGAACCAGCUCGGACAGAUCUCCAUGAAAUCUCCACAGCUCCUCAUUAUCAACAUGGCCAGCUACCCCGAGGCCACAGCAGCAGCCGCCCGUGCUCUACAGGAGAGCAGCAUGAAGUUGAACCCAGAGGUGGAGGGCAACAUCAUCAGAGUCCCCACUCCUAAGGUGACCCGGGAGCACAGGGAGAACCUCACUAAACUCGCAAAACAGUUCAGCAACAAGGCCAAAGAGUCGGUGAGGAGGAUUCGCUCCAACGCCCUGGCGCGGGUGAAGAGGAGUAAAGAGGGCGUGUCCGAGGACACCAUCCACCUGAUAGAGAAGCAGAUUCAGCAGAUGGCGGACACUUUCUCAGCAGACAUCGACAAACAGCUCGCUUCUAAAACCAAAGAGCUCCUCGGCUGACGCGGAUUUCCUCACCAAGAUUUCGAAAGAUUUAUUUUGCCGGAAGCUGGACAUCACAAAAUCUAUUUAACGGACUAAAUAUAAAGCAGCGUGUUGAUGAAACUGGACUGUGCUGGGGCGUUAGUUGUUUGUGUGCUUUCAUGACUCAUAAACAAACUUCGCCGUGGCACGGUAGUGGCGGUUAGCGGCCACGCCCAUCCUCACAUCCUCAAACGAACCACCGAGAGGACGGAUGAAGAUGAAGUUUUAAUGUGAUUCAGGGUUCCUCCCUGCUAAUCAGCACGAUGCCACGCUCACACAGCCGCAGCAUUUGUCUCAGAAAGCGCAGAAGCAAAAAAGGAGAAGAAACUCCUUCAGCUCUACAGGAUGGAGCUCGUAAUCAGGUGUUUGUUUCCUCUACAUCGCCACUGAGACAAAAAUGUUCUAUUUGUUUGUGAGAAUAAAAUCUCCGAAGCAAUA
Molecule: messenger RNA, 1297 nt
Organism: Neoarius graeffei (lesser salmon catfish)
Lineage: Eukaryota; Metazoa; Chordata; Actinopteri; Siluriformes; Ariidae
Gene: mrrf
Product: mitochondrial ribosome recycling factor
Exons: 7
Coding region: 74-838 (254 amino acids)
Biological process (GO): translation
Cellular component (GO): mitochondrion
Molecular function (GO): ribosomal large subunit binding
Source: RefSeq, a predicted model, not a curated record